AUGUUAUUCCCGGAGUUCAUUGAAGGAGUUGGCAAUGAGGUCUUAGUAUGCGCACUGACACUGGGCGGAAUACUUUUCUGUGUUGGCACACGUUUGUAUAAUAAUGGUAUCAGAGUGGCUCGAUCCCAGACCCAGGUUCAGUCGCAAUCUACCAAUUCGAAUUCAAAUUUAACGGAAACUGCAGAUGCUACAAGCCCCAAUGAAAAUGUGGAUGAUUACCACAUCGGAGUUCUAGAUACUGAAUACAUGGAAUUACUGAGAGACUCUAAUUAUAAUAUAGAUAGUGGUAAGUCGGACAUUCUGGUAAUGAUUUUAUAUUAUGUUGAAGAAAGCGCUGAUGCGCAUACAUCUAAUCGAGAUAAGAAAAGGGCUUUGGAAGAGGUCAGAGACUCGGGAAAUAUUGUCAUUCGCCUUCAAUAUCUCAAUGAUCAUGUUCGUUAUGUUCAUGCACCUCCGGAUAUGCCUGUCGCCGUAUUUAAAAAGAAGUUUUUCGCCGACGAACUGGAACGCCAGAACAAGAGUGUGCGUCUGAUCUUCCAGGGUCGUGAACUGAAGCUCAACAGUCCCGAGAAUCCUACUAAACGCUGUCUUCGGGACUAUGGGGUGUCUGACAACUCCACCAUUCACUGUCUAAUUAGCGAUGCUCUCCCUAGACCCACUGGCAAUCCAAAUGGUCAACAGGAUCCCUCAUCCACAACAACGGGGCGCACAUUCUAUCGCACCAAUAUGAUUGGGGGCACUGAAGAUAUUGAUUUUGGAAGUCAUGCAUUGAUGCCUCUUUUAGCAUUUCUUCUCAUCUCCGCUUGGCUUUUCCGCUUGACGCACUCGGAAUACUUUAGUUUACUCUCAACAGUUGCACUAAUUUGCCUUUCAGCGGUGUUUCUUGGCGCGGUGUACAGUUCUGUCUAUAACUCGAAUGACCGGUCAGUUCCUCUCGUGGACAGGUCGUCGUCGUCAUCAUCAAUUGCAGCUGGUGAUGCUAUGAGAUCUUCUUGA
Messenger RNA from Rodentolepis nana, 996 nucleotides. The record is from the annotation of a GenBank genome assembly. NCBI's taxonomy places the organism in Eukaryota, Metazoa, Platyhelminthes, Cestoda, Cyclophyllidea, Hymenolepididae.